CAGUGAAUAACCCAGUCACAGAGUGCGAACACAUACAUUUAUUCGAAUGCAGACGACAUCGUACAAAUUAAGUAGUUAUUUAUGUCUGUAUGUGGAGAUCUACUAAAUAUUGGUUUGGUAUACACAGCCAGCUUCGUGGUAGUAAUUAAACCUUGUUAAAAGGCCUACCGUGCGUCAAAAAUUGUUUUGAACCUCCAGUGCCAGUGAAUUCGUGCGUGUAUAGAAGGAAAAUUAUCUCUGACUGAAAAGUUUUCGCGUCUUGCAGGAGAGGGAAUUUAUAUUCAGGAAUCUACAUCUGUUUUCAUUUUCAAGCCAUUGAAAAGGUCCUACAAUGAAUCGACGUGGAAAGACAAAGGAAGGUUUUCUACAUGUGAAGCAACCAUCGCGCUUUGGAAAGGCAUGGAAGCGGAAAUGGGUUGUGAUUCGACCAAACGCCACCAAGGGCUCGGAGCAAGCCUCCAUCCUCCUGGAGCUGUACCUGGAGAAAGGAGCCGUCAACAAGACAGUGACCAGUCUCCUGCUCGAAGGCAUCACCCACAUCAAGAGGGUCAUCUCCAAGAGCCAGCCCAGGGCCUUCGAGUUCGUCAAGGGGUCCGUCGUUGCCCUGACUCUGGCUGGUGACAGCGAGACCGAAACGCAGGAAUGGAUCGAGAUCUUCAGGAAACUGUUGUUGCCUGCGUCCCAGACAAAGGAACUCACGACCCUCCAAGAAUGUGGCACAGAUGUGAUCCGUGUCACCGUAGUGCCCAACAAGGAUUCCGAACGGCUGAAUCUAUCCGGGACAUACCUCGCCGGUGUGGCCCGUCUUACAGUAGCCCUACACAACGUCCUUACUGGGGAGAAGGUCAUUGAGUGGGAUCUGAGACACAUGAAGAGGUUCAUGCUGCCCAGCAAAGGACCACCGCAAGACCUGGAAAAGAUCGCCUGUCUGCAGAUCAGCAAUCGGAGUCCGCAAGGCGAAGGCGAGUACCUGUUUCACAGUCCGAACGCCAAACCGCUCGUAGAAGCCAUCUGCGAGCGCCUCAACAAAGCCAUCAUCACGGUCAAGGAGCGUCGGUCAAGAACAUCGUCCAUGCUAUUCGAGAUCCCUCCUAAGGAGCUGGAGCAGUUAGCCAAGGCUAUCCAGGAGGGAGGCGAUCCCGGGUUCGUCAUGGUGAGCGCGGAAGGCAGCCUCGAAGACGAGGCGUUCGAGGAGGAGGGCGAGAAGAAGGAAAACGGUGAAGCCAAGACGAACGGAGAUGCAGAAGUAAAGACGAAUGGAGAGAACAAGGAUAACCAUGUCGAUGAGUCGACCGCGGAGGAGACUAAAUUGGACAAUGGAGAGAGCACCGUGGAAAAGAUAGAGAAUGGGCAAAGUGAAGAAGUGAAGACUGGUGUAGAGGGUGCCGCCAAGGAAAUUGCUUCAGAUGAAAAUUCCACUAAUGGAGGCGCGACGGAAGCCGUCCAGGAGAACGGGCUACCAGCAAAUGUCGACAACGAUUCACCAAAAGGUGACGCUGAUGAAACUCCUGAAGCAGAGAAUACCGCAAGAGUCGAGGGUGACGAUGGUGUUGCUGUUUCAAAAGAGUCUACAGACAAUGUCGUUGAAGAAGUCGCUCAAAGUGAAAAACCUAGCGACGAGCUAAGUGAAACUGUAGAGGAUACAAAGGACAAAGAGAAUGAACAACCCGUUGAAAGUCCACCCGUCAAUGAUGUCAGCGCUGAGGAUUCAACAAGCGCAGCACCGAAAGAGACACAGGACUUUGCCGCCGGACCUAUUGAUGCAGAAGAUGAGACCGUUGAGCUCGCAGAGGGCGCGACGGAGGUUCAACCGCGUAUGCCUCCAGGUUUUGAAGAACCUCAACAAGAAAGUGAGGCAACGGAAUCUAAAGAUGCGACCGAGCAAAUGGAUGAAAGAACAGUCGAGACAGGAGAUAGUGUAGUAUGUUCCUCUGAGCAAAAUGGUGAAGAGGUAGAAGUAGAGCUAGAAAACAAGUCAUCGACAGAGGAUAGUAAUCAAGUAGAAAUUAGCACGGACACUCAAGACAUUGAAACAGAAAGUGACGCCGUUGAUGAAUCAAGUGCAGCAGGUGAACAAUCUGUCACAAACUCAGAGGAUACCCAGCAAGAAGUAGUUGCUACAGAGGACACGAAACCGAGUGAGGUAUGCAGUCCAGAGUCUCCAAAACAAGCCGACGAGUCAACUGAGGAAGUUUCUGUCACGGCCGAACCCGUGCAGUCCGAUUCAGGCGAAGCAGGGGAAACACCAGCUACUGAAGAAACGUCCGCAACUGAGAACGAGAAGACACAAGACCAGGCUGAGAAGGUACCAGAUGUAGAAAGUAGUUCUGCAGAGCAGACUCCCGACGAACCGUCCGAACAAGUCGACGACAUACCUGAUAACAAGACACCCGCGCAGUCCGAUUCCGGCGAAGCAGGGGAAACACCAGCCACUGAAGAGGCAUCGGCAACUGAGAACGAGAAGACACAAGACCAGGCUGAGAAGGUACCAGAUGUAGAAAGCAGUUCUGCAGAGCAGACUCCCGACGUUCCCUCCGAAAAAAUCGACGACGUACCUGAAAACAAGACACCCGCGCAGUCCAAUUCAGGCGAAGCAGGGGAAACACCAGCUACUGAAGAAACAUCGGCAACUGAGAUCGAGACACAAGACCAGACUGAGAAGGUACCAGAUGUAGAAAGCAGUUCUGCAGAGCAGACUCCCGACGGUAAUUCCGAACAAGUCGACGACGUACCUGAAAACAAGAUACCGACAUCCGAUGAAGUAGCGCAAGAUGACAAACCUGUGACAUCGAGCGAAUCCGUGGAACCCGUGGAACCCGUGGAACCCGUGGAACCCGUGGAACCCGCCAUUGUAGAAGAAAGAAAGCUUUCUGCUCCGAGUGAGUCCGUGAAUCUCGUGGGAUACGUGGAACCCGUCAUUGUAGAUGAACGAAUCCAGAGCCAAGAGAAAAGUGAAGAGUCCAAUGAUAAAAAUGGUGGCGAAGAGGACACUGCAAUGUAAAGAAUUGUACUUCCAAAUACAUUGUAAGACUCCAGCCCAUUUGAUUGGGUUUGCAGACGUGUGACGGCUUCAAAUGAAAGCAUACAAAUUAUAAUUAAACCUGUAUCGCGGGAAAUCGUCUCUAUCGCCUAUAUCUCGUCACUGAAAGAGCAAUGAGAGGAUGGUUAAACAAAAUAAUAAGGAUGUGUAUUUGCUCCAUUUUAUUGAUACCUUGAAAGCAUUUAAAUUUGAAGAUCGGACGAUUAAUUAACAUUCACAGUCAGCUUAACUGAGAUCUGACAAAGAAGCAACAGAAAUUGAAUCAUAGCCAUGACCUUAUUUCGAUACUAUGUUGUUGUCACAAUCUGAAACGUAUCUCUACAAGAAACGUUGCAAAGGCACCUUUCUUUCAGACAGAAAAUAAUGAAUGAUUGGAACUUAAGAGCCGUAUGUUGCGAAAGAUUAAGUGUAUGGUAUUUAUUACUUUAUUAUAAAUUGAUAUUGUGGCCAUUGGCUAAUGUUUGAAUAUUGUUGAUAAAGCUUUAGGAGCUGUAACGCUUCUAUCCAUUUUAAUUACAUCAUAAGGACAACUGUAUCGGUAUAUAUUACAUGAGAGGGGGGAGAUUUCCAAGUCAACUGAGUCAGAAAGUGAGAUUUCUAUCAACGGAUGAGGGGUUGGUGACAUGGAGGAAAGACACGAACUGCUGCGAUUCUAAGAAUAACUGUCGUCUUAUAGGUGUUAAAACCUUCACGGAUAUUGCUCCUAUGAAUGUUCCGCUAAUGCGCAGGAAAGGCGCAAUUUGUGAAAUGAAUUACAUCAUAGAGAUUGAUCAUAUCCUAAUUAAUUGCCAGAGAGAGAGAGAGGGGAUGAGUGUGAAGUUUCACGCGACAGACUGAAUUAAGCCACGAGGCCUCAUUCAAAUUUGCUUUAAAGGAGAGUUAAUUUGUUUGAAUCAUGAAUGGUUUACGAGUUAUGUGAUAUUCUAUCGUUUGUACAUUCUUUCGUAUGGAAUUCGUAACGACUUGUAAUGGUUUAGGACAUGGGUUUCGCAUUUGUACAAUAAAUGAGAAUUGCAUUUCAAGAAUGUUUCUCGACCCACCGUGUAAUCAAUAAUGGAGGAUUUGAGAUAAGCUGUUACGUUUGCAGCACUUCUGAUUCGUAUAUAUUCGGAAAAUAUAUUCACACAAGCCUUGUAAUAAAAAAA
This is a messenger RNA of Strongylocentrotus purpuratus (purple sea urchin), 4185 nucleotides long. RefSeq names its product dentin sialophosphoprotein. The transcript is spliced from 4 exons. The record is from RefSeq and is a predicted model, not a curated record. Bases 332 to 3001 code for a protein of 889 amino acids. Gene Ontology annotation, cellular component: cytoplasm. Gene Ontology annotation, biological process: positive regulation of MAPK cascade; cell surface receptor protein tyrosine kinase signaling pathway. NCBI's taxonomy places the organism in Eukaryota, Metazoa, Echinodermata, Echinoidea, Camarodonta, Strongylocentrotidae.